This is a messenger RNA of Eimeria acervulina, 1701 nucleotides long. RefSeq lists its product as hypothetical. Gene Ontology annotation, molecular function: protein-arginine N-methyltransferase activity. Gene Ontology annotation, biological process: peptidyl-arginine methylation. Gene Ontology annotation, cellular component: nucleus. Lineage: Eukaryota; Apicomplexa; Conoidasida; Eucoccidiorida; Eimeriidae. The transcript is spliced from 6 exons. Bases 1 to 1701 code for a protein of 566 amino acids. The record is from RefSeq and is a predicted model, not a curated record.
AUGGCAGGGGCUAUGUGGUCCUCUGAGCGAGGGAGAAGGCAGGCUUCCUUCAAGGAAAGCGGGGCAAACCACGCUCGGGUAGGCCCCCGCUGCCGCACUGGCUGCAAAACCUCCACAACGCCAAGGUUAAUCAGCACUACAUGCCGCAGCGGCAUAACUGCCAACGCUCGAAAACGCGAACCGGACUUGAUUGAUGAAUACGAUAACAAGGAAAAUGCAAGCAGCAAUUUGGCAUGCGCUGGAAACUCCACAUCAAGCGCCUCCAGCCGCAACCGCAGCAGCAGCAGCAGCAGCGGGAACAGGAACCUCUGCAGGCCGCUAAAGCUUCAACGAAGGCUCAGUAGCAGGGCACCGGCUGCACACAGCUCAUCAACUACGCAGCUUGCACAAUGCAAGAGAACAGAUGAUUCAGGGGGUGACUGUGGGGCCACUAGGGUGCACCGCGAGUUGCGAGGGCUCAUUCUUGAGACACCUUUGAAGAGCCGACGUAUGUCUGCGUACUUUCCGGACUGGAGCCUCAAUCAGAAGCUCGAUUUGCUGCUCAAGAUGGGAAUUGUAGCCACAACGAAAGUAAACGAAAGCGAGGAAGUGCACACUCUGAGCAUCUGCAGCCAGUUCGCAGAGGAGAAUCAUUUGGCGAUGCUGCAGGACAGCGACAGGGUCUCCUACUACAGAAAGGCGAUGCAAUGGACAGGAGAAGCGAAGAGCGGAGGCAAAAGGCUGGUAGAAGGCCGUCGGGUCCUUGAAAUAGGCACAGGCCCCAUAUGCUUGCUUUCCAUAAACGCAGUAAAUGCAGGCGCCAAGCACGUCGUCGCCCUAGAGGCCUCCCGGCCGUCUCACUGCCGGGCGAAAAAGUUCGUAGAGGCCAUCGGAAUGAGCCAUAAAAUCGAUAUUCUGCAUGGAUACUCAAAACGUAUUCCCGCUUCCCUCUUCAAGGAUCCAGAAGUUGUAAUACAUGAAAUCAUAGGCGACUUUGCGUCCCAAGAAGGGGUCGCGGAUGCGCUUCUCGACGUGCAGGAACGCACGGGCUCUAUUCCCUUGAGUAUUCCGUUUGGCGCAGAAACACUCAUUUGCCCUGCAAGCUUGCCGGAACCGGAGCAUUUCCUCUAUCCUGCUCACUCAUACGAAGGGCGAAGCAUAUUAUCUCCCCGUCGUAUUCUUCUGCAAUCUGUCCGGCUAAACACAAGCCACCUGCUACUCUGCGAGGAUUUUCAAGCAUUUGAAACGCUCAAAUUUCAAUGCCCUAUGAAGGAUCAGAUGGAACAAAGGAAGACGCUGAAGUUUGUCAUUAGCAGACCUGGUUGUAUGGCUGGCCUGCUCGCCGUAAUCAAAAUUGAAAUUUACCCGGGUAUGUUCUUUGGCACAUUCCGAAAUGGGGAGACGGACUCUUGGUAUACGUCAUUGGUGCUGCUGCCGGAGGAGGUGAAGGUGGAACCCGGGGAUACCAUUAGUGUUGAGUCUUGUGCAGAUAUGCGCAACUAUUCCAAAGUGUGCAGCGCCAAACAGCCGCAGAAAUCGGGUUCCAAGACGGAGUCGAGCUCUGUUCUCGUCUCCAAGCCCACGUAUUCAUUUACCGUCUCUGUUUAUAAGCCUUCUUUUAGCUUUCGGAGACCCUUUAAAAGUUUUCCGCCCAUUGUUGUUCCCUUCGAGGAACAGGCGCCCGUCCUGUGUGGCGCCACGCGCAGAGGGCUGCAAGUGUAG